Messenger RNA from Telopea speciosissima, 419 nucleotides. RefSeq names its product photosynthetic NDH subunit of lumenal location 3, chloroplastic-like. Gene Ontology annotation, biological process: photosynthesis; photosynthetic electron transport chain. Gene Ontology annotation, cellular component: photosystem II; extrinsic component of membrane; chloroplast. The transcript has 2 exons. Gene Ontology annotation, molecular function: calcium ion binding. The coding region runs from base 47 to 382 and encodes 111 amino acids. The record is from RefSeq and is a predicted model, not a curated record. Lineage: Eukaryota; Viridiplantae; Streptophyta; Magnoliopsida; Proteales; Proteaceae.
GUGUUUGUAGUUGUUUGUUCUUGGAUUUCUUUUCUGGUUCAAGAAAAUGGUGGAUGUGAAGUCAAGACGAAGUGUGAAUCGGAUCAAGAAAUGUGCAUUUGAUCUUCUAUCGAUUGGAGAAAUGAGUGAUGAUGAGAGUUCUUGGGAUCUUAUGGGAAGAGAUUUGAGGCUCAAAUCAAUGUUCAUGUACUGUGAUUUCAGUCAGGUGAUCUCAAAUGCACCAGAGGAACAAAAGAAGAGCCUUACUGAUCUUGCUAAUAGGCUGUUUCAUUACAUAGAAGAGUUGGAUCAUGCAGUGAAAAUCCGUAGCAUUCCAUUAACGCAGAAUCGAUACAGCGACGCGGCUCUUGUAUUGCAAGAAGUGAUGGCAAUCAUGCUUUAAUUGAAAGGUAUAUAUUAGAACUAAUCCAACAGUUUCA